AUGAAAAUACCUAGACAGCAACAAGAAGAUGCGUUCCCAAAUGGUGAACUUUUAAGAGAAAUAGCAGAGUUAAGGGAGUUAGUGUCAAGAGGAAAAGAUGGAGGAAAAAGACAGCUUGAAGAAGCGAUAAAGGAAGCAGCGGGAACUCCAUUCGCCCGACAGAUACAGUUAAUAACAAUACCAAGGAAAUGCACCCUACCAAAGUUUCCUAGUGUUUUUGAUGGAUCAACUUGUGCAAUUCAUCACAUCAAGACAUAUAGUCUAGCUUUGUUACAAUAUGAGAAUAAUGACGCGGUAUUGUGUAAGUAUUUUCCAGCUAGCCUUGCAGGAGAAGCCUUAAAGUGGUUCGAUGGAUUCCAUGAGGGAUCAAUAAAUUUAUUUGAGAAACUGCAGAUUUUAUUCUUGGGACAGUACAUGAGCAGCAGUAUGAAAAAACAUGGAAUCGAGAAAUCAUUCAGCCUACGAAGAAGAAUAAAUGAAAGCCUGCGAGAUAUGACCAACCGAUGGAGGACGCUGAGUAACGAAAUGGCAGGGCGAGUGGAUGAGAGAAACCUAAUUUUAUCAUUCAUUAAUGCAUUGUUUCCAACUGACUUGUUAUUUACACAGAUAUUCAAGAUAAAAGAUAGGAUAACAAUGACAGAACUACGCGAGUAUUAG
This is a messenger RNA of Papaver somniferum (opium poppy), 657 nucleotides long. RefSeq lists its product as uncharacterized. The transcript has a single exon. Lineage: Eukaryota; Viridiplantae; Streptophyta; Magnoliopsida; Ranunculales; Papaveraceae. The coding region runs from base 1 to 657 and encodes 218 amino acids. The record is from RefSeq and is a predicted model, not a curated record.